Molecule: messenger RNA, 4953 nt
Organism: Phycodurus eques (leafy seadragon)
Lineage: Eukaryota; Metazoa; Chordata; Actinopteri; Syngnathiformes; Syngnathidae
Gene: hpse
Product: heparanase
Exons: 11
Coding region: 2471-4102 (543 amino acids)
Cellular component (GO): extracellular matrix; membrane
Molecular function (GO): hydrolase activity, acting on glycosyl bonds
Source: RefSeq, a predicted model, not a curated record
CGGGCCGGCUCGUGCACCGCGUGGACCCGAACUUCGUGUCCGUUACCAUUGACGCCAGCCUGGCUGAAGACGAGACGUUCAUGCGCAUGCUCAGGUCGGAACAGAACAUACGCGACGCGACGCCACGUGACCCCGCCCAUGGCAGCCCCUCUGUUGGGUCACGUGUCCACUGAUUAGCCUUUCUAUUGGUUAGUGAGUCUUCGGGUUCGUUUCUUUUGAGUAGGGUUUCUAACCUCAGGCGAAGUAGUUCUGAGCAUCCCAGAAAAGGGUUAAGAGUCUUAAUUUGAUUGGUGCACAUUGCAAUGGACACGUUGGUGAAGGAAACGGGGCUGAUGAAGAAGUGAUGGAAGAAGUACGGCAUCCAGGAAAGCAACUUGGAGCGACCGUUGCUGGUAGACUUUGCAAAAAGGAUGCAAAUGGCUGCAGCGAACACUUUCUUCCAGAAGAGGCAGGACCAUAAAGUGACGCACAAGAGCGGAGGUAGAAGCACGCAGGUGGCAGACGGACGAUGUCAUCUGAAGGAGGUAGUGGUAGGGGAGAGCGUGGCGAGACAGCAAAGAAGGGGAUUCUGGUGGUGGGGAGGAAGAUUAAGAAGAGGUGGUGGAAGCUGACAAAGGACGAGUGUUGUGCUACUUCUUCGGGAAGAGCUGAGACAGGCUCUCGGUGGACAGGAGGAGCUUCCGGAAGACUGGACCGCUACAGCCGAGGUGGUCAGAGAGACAGGCCAGGAGAGGAGACUUGCUGGUGGAAACUCAAAGUACAGCAAAUCAUACAAGGAAAGAGGUUAGCUAAGAAGAAGGUGGACAGUAAAGAAGGAGAAAAGGAUCUAUACAGGCUGGCCGGACAGAGGGAUAGAGAUGGGAAGGACGUGCAGCAGGUUAGGGCGAUUAAGGAAAGAGAUGGAAAUAUGUUGACUGGUGCCAGCAGUGUGCUAGAGAGAUGGAAAGAAUACUUUGAGGAGCUGAUGAAUGAGGAAAAUGAGAGAGAAGGGAAAGUAGAAGAGGCGAGUGUGGUGGACCAGGAAGUGGCCAUGAUGAGUAAGUUAGAAAGGCAUUAAAGAGGAUGAAAAAUGGAAAGGCAUUUGGUCCUGAUGACAUUCCUGAGGAGGUAUGGAAGCAUCUCGGAGAGGUGGCUGUGGAGGUUUGGACCAGCUUGUUCAAUAGAAUUGGCGUGCGUGAGAAGAUGCCUGAGGGAUGGAGGAAAUGUGUGCCGGUGCCCAUUUCUAAGAACAAAGGUGAUGUGCAGAGCUGUGGGAACUAGAGAGGAAUAAAGUGGAUGAGCCACACAAGGACGUUAUGGGAAAAAGUAGUGGAGGCGAGACUCAGGAAAGAAGUGAGUAUUUGCGAGCAACAGUAUGGUUUCGUGCUUAGAAAGAGGACCACAGAUGCGUUAUUUGCCUUGAGGAUGUGGAUGGGAAAGUACAGAGAAGGUCAGAAGGAGCUACAUGGUGUCUUUGUCGAUCGAGAGAAAGCCUAUGACCGAGUGCCCGGAGAGGAACGGUGGUACUGCGUGCGCAAGUCUGAAGUGGCACAGAAGUAUGUUCGAAUAAUACUCAGGACAUGUGCGAGGGCGGCAGAACAGCGGUGAGGUGUGACGUGUGACGGACGAAUUGAAGGUGGAGGUGGGACUGCAUCAGGGAUCGGUCCUGAGCCCCUUCCUGUUUGCAGUGGUGAUGGAUAGGCUGACAGAUGAGGUUAGACUGGAAUCCCCGCUGAUCAUGAUGUUUGCAGAUGACAUUGUGAUCUGCAGUGAAAGCAGGGAGCAGGUGGAGGAACCGUUAGAAAGAUGGAGGCAUGCACCGGAAAGCAGAGGAAUGAAGAUUAGCCCAAGUAAGACGGAAUAUACGUGCACGAAUGAGAGAGGUGGCGGGGGAAGAGAUGGCGAGGGUGGACGACUUGAAAUGCUCGGGGUCGACCGUCCGGAGCGACGGGGAGUGUGGUCAGGACGUGAAGGAACGGGUCCGAGCGGGUCGGAACGGGUGGAGGAAGGCGUCGGGUGCGUUACGUGACAGAAGAGUCUCUGCUCGUUUCGAAGACGGCGGCGAGGCCAGCCGCGGUGGACGGAUCAGAGACAGCGGCGCCGAAGAGACGACAGGAAGCGGAGCGCACGAAGAGGUCGACGUUCGCUCUCGGAGUGACCGGGUCGGAUCAAAUGAGAAACGAGCUCAUCGGACGGACGGCCGAGGUUCCGUGUUUUGGAAAGAGCGGACGUGGACGGUUAGGAAACGUCCUGAGGCGAGAGAGCGAGAGGAAGGCCAAAGAGAAGCUUGAUGGAUGUCGUGAGGGAAGACGUGAGGGCGGUCGGUGUCGGAGAGGAGGACGCGCUGCGGGCGACCGCUGACGGGACAAGCCCGAAGGAAAAGAAGAGGAAUAUUGUUUCUAUUGUCUUUUGAUUGGUGCGUUUAUCGAUGAGUGUUUCUGUGGAUUAGCAUUUGUAUUGGUUCGUGUGCGGAGACAGAUUGUUUCUAUGGAUGAUUGGAUUGAUUGCUCAGAGGAGUGGUCGUCAAACUUGUGACCCCGAGUUGAACCUCGGAAGAUAUUUGCCACUCCGAGUUCCGCCCUCGCGCCCAACUUGCAAAUACAGUAGCAUCGUAGGCCCAAGUGUUCAUCCAAAAUGCGACAGAGGUUUUAUUCCUAAAAACUCUCCCAAAGUGCGCGUGUUGGCGAAGGCGCUGUCUCCGGCGUUCGUCCGCUUCGGAGGAACCCGGCAGGACUUCACGGAGUUCCAGCCGCAGCGGAAGCUUCCGGCGGGCAAACCCAGAGGCUCGCAGCCCAAACUUCUGACGGGCCGGUGGGAGGAGCAACUAAUGGCGCAGUGGCGCAAACAACAACGGCGGCUCGCCAGAGAAGACGCCAGCGGGAAGUACCGACAGGUCAAGUUCACAGAGAGCACGCUGGACGAGCUUCACGCCUUCGCCAACGCGUCCGGCUUGGAUCUCGUCUUCGGACUCAACGCGCUGCUCAGGAACGCCGACAACAGCUGGAACGCCAGCAACGCGCGCGCACUGCUACGCUACUGCGAGGAACGGCGCUAUCGAGUCUCGUGGGAGCUCGGCAACGAGCCAAACAGCUUUGAGAAGAAGGCGGGUCUCCGCGUGAGCGGCGAGCAGCUGGGCCGGGACUUCACGCGUCUCAGGGAGAUGAUGUCCGAGUCGCCGUGGCACCGCCGCGCGCGCCUCUACGGGCCGGACGUGGGCCAGCCCCGAGGACGCACGCCGGACUUGCUGGACGGGUUCCUGCGCAGUGGGGCCGACGCCAUCGACGCCUGCACGUGGCACCACUACUACGUGAACGGUCGAGACACGUCGUUGGACGACUUCCUGGAUCCCAAAGUUUUGGACUCGCUGGCGCUGAAGACCAAACAAGUCAUCAAGGCGAGUCGCUACAUGCGUGUGCGUGUGUUGCGCGCGCCGACGCGACCUGACGUGUGUCUCGGUGCGUGUGCGCAGGAAGUGAAGCGCGUGUCUCCGGGGAAGCCCGUGUGGCUGGGAGAGACCAGCUCGGCCUACGGGGGCGGGGCUGCGGGCCUGUCCGACACGUUCGCGGCGGGAUUCAUGUGGUUGGACAAAUUAGGAACGGCGGCCACAGGGGGCGUGUCGGUGGUGAUGCGGCAGGUUCUGAUCGGCUCGGGAGCGUACCAUCUUCUGGACGAGCGUCUGGACCCGCUUCCUGACUUCUGGCUGACGCUCAUUCACAAACGCGUGGUGGGUCGCGGCGUCCUGAGCGCCGCCACGUUUUCCGCACAGACCCGAAGCGGCCGAGUUCGUCUGUACCUGCACUGCGCCGCCGCGCCCAGGUACAGAGAGGGCGCCGUCACGCUCAUCGCCAUCAACCUCGACGAAACGGCCGCCGACGUCGGCGUUCCGAGGCGGCUGGCGAGCGGCAAUGUCGACGCGUUCGUGCUGCGGUCGGACCGACGAGGCCGGGACGGACUUGUGUCCAGGCGCGUGACGCUGAACGGGGUCGCCGUGACGAUGUCGGGCUUGACGCUCCCCGAGCUGGUCGGCCGCCGAACGGCCGCGUCGGAACGCGUCGCGCUUCCCGCCUUCUCGCUCGCCUUCUUCGUCUUCACGGACGCGCGGUGCCGCGCCUGCGCCGACUGACCUUCGUCAUCAGCGGCAGCAGCUUUUGCUUUGCUUUUUAUAUGUCAUACAGAGCCCUGAGCAGUUUUUUUUGUUGAUCAACAACGCUGAUGGGAAGUCACAAACAUUUUUGCUUUCUUGGCCUAUUCUGCCUAGCAACAAGUGAGCUCACCGAAGUGUUACGUGUAGGGCCCGACCAAUUCAUGGGCCGAUACGAUGUUUUGUUUUGUUAGACAUGAACAUAUUCCGACAUAAGACAAAGAUAAACAAACAUAGACAAAUUGGCAAAAAAGUGGACCUUUUUUUGGGGGGGGGGCGCUGAAUUUUUUUUUUUUUUUUUUUUUUACCAUUUAUACUUUCAAAUUAAUCAGCCGAUUAAUCGGUUAUGGGAAUUUUGUUCUGCCAAAUAUCGAAUCAGACUCAUAAAAUCCAGAUGGGUCGGGCCCUAAUUAUGGGCAGAAAAAAGAAAAGUGGAUGGUAUUUUAUCAUGAACGUAAUCAAUAAAAACAGGUCGACAAGUGUCUGAUCGAUUGAUGAAUUUAUUGACGCCGGCGCCCUGUCGAUCAUUCUCGUGGAUUACGUUGAAGCGCCAAUCAUUCUUCGCGCCGGUCGCCGGGCGUGAUGCCGAAACAAAAGCGUUCGUAGUGCAGCUGGCCCGACGGGCGGAACGUCUGCUGCACCUGAAAUCAGAAUCGGAAUCCUCUUUAUUUGCCAAGUAUGUCCAAAAACCACACAAGGAAUUUGUCUCCGGUCGUCGGAGCCGCUCGAGUACGACAACGGACGGUCGAUUGACAGAGAACGCUUUGGAGACAGAAAGACAUUGGCAAAAACAAAAAACAGUCACUGAGCAAUAAAGGGUUGCUAGUUAUCUG